AUGACCAUCAAGGACGACUCCAAGGGCAGUACCACCCACGUCGAGGUACUUGGCGCAGACUUCACCGCCCCCAGCGAUGAGAAGGAUGGCGCUUGGGUUCUAGACCGCGAUGGAGCCAUCAAGAGCGAGGAGCAGGAGCUCAAGAUGUCGCUACUUGAAGGUCUUCGCGCGUACCCGAAUGCUACGUGGUGGAGCUUUUGCAUCUCGCUCUGCAUUAUCAUGGAAGGAUACGACUAUGCCGCGAUCGGCAACAUCAUCUCAAUGCCGCAGUAUCGCGAGCGCUUUGGCAACUAUGUCGGUCCUACAGGCAACCCAGAGAACGACUAUCAGUUCACUGCGGCCUGGCAAUCCGCUAUUGGACAGGCCUCCAAUAUUGGCUGUAUUUUCGGCAUCUUCCUGUCGUCCUGGUGCCAGGACAGGUAUGGCUACCGUCGUACACUUCAAGCGGCCUUGAUUGCUCUUUGCGGGUUCAUCUUCAUCAUAUUCUUCGCCGUCAACGUCGAGAUGCUUUUUAUCGGCCAGCUGCUGUGCGGCUUUCCCUGGGGCGCCUUUGCCUCUUCUGCCGUCUCGUACGCGUCUGACCUAGCUCCCACGCCGUUGCGUGGUUACCUGACGAGUUGGGUGAACAUUUGCUGGAUCAUCGGUGGUAUUAUCGGUAACGCGAUCCUCAAAGUCUUCCUUAUCCGCCAGGACGUGUACGCCUACAAAAUCCCGUUUGCCAUUCAGUGGGUCUGGCCGGUCCCAAUCUUUGUCCUUGUGACCUUGGCUCCAGAGAGCCCCUGGUUCCUCGUUCGUCGGGGUCGUCUCGAGGAAGCCAAGCGUGUCAUUUGCCGCUUGGCCAGCAAGAACUCUCCCGUGGACCCCGACCACAUGGUCGCGUAUAUGGUUCGCACGAACCAACACGAGGUUGAGGUGGCCAAAGGAACCAGCUACCUGGACUGCUUCAAGGGAGUCGACCUCCGGCGCACCGAGAUUGCGUGCGCUGCUUGGGCAGCGCAGGCGACAUGUGGACUGCCCUUUGGCGCCAGCGGAACUUACUUUAUGCAGCAAAGUGGGUUCUUCAGGAGGAGCUGUGCUGACAGAGCCCUGGUCGCCUGGUUUGCGAUGAUGAAAUUUGGCCGCCGCACACUUGUCGUGUAUGGCCUCUUGUUCUUUGUUGUCAUGUUCAUUAUCGUCGGUGCCAUUACCGGCCCGGCAACCCACAGCAGCGGUGCCCAGUGGGCCCAGGCAUCCCUCCUGAUGCUCUGGGUCUUUGGAUUCGAUGUCACUCUCGGUCCGAUGGCGUACACGAUCGUGGGUGAAACGCCCUCCACUCGCCUCCGCGCCAAGACUGUGGGACUGGCAUGCAACGCCUAUAAUGUUCUGAACAUUAUUGCCGGCAUCCUCAGCACGUACAUGCUCAACCCGACCGCCUGGAACUGGAAGGGCCGCGCUGCGUUUUUCUGGGCCGGGGCCGCGUUUCUCACGUUGGUUUGGGCAUAUUUCCGCCUGCCCGAGUGCCGCGGACGCUCGUAUCGCCAGCUGGACAUUCUGUUCGAGCGUAAGAUUCCGGCUCGUAAGUUUAGCGAGACUGUGGUUCGUGAGGAGGACGACUCGUAG
Molecule: messenger RNA, 1599 nt
Organism: Apiotrichum porosum
Lineage: Eukaryota; Fungi; Basidiomycota; Tremellomycetes; Trichosporonales; Trichosporonaceae
Exons: 7
Coding region: 1-1599 (532 amino acids)
Biological process (GO): transmembrane transport; carbohydrate transport
Cellular component (GO): membrane
Molecular function (GO): carbohydrate:proton symporter activity
Source: RefSeq, a predicted model, not a curated record